This is a messenger RNA of Peronospora farinosa, 4299 nucleotides long. The record is from the annotation of a GenBank genome assembly. NCBI's taxonomy places the organism in Eukaryota, Oomycota, Peronosporomycetes, Peronosporales, Peronosporaceae.
AUGGACAUGCGGUCCAAGGUGUACCCGUCAAUGCCGGAGGGCCAAGGACUACGUCUCGUACUGCCACGUACUAAAGACUUGCGUUAUCGCUCACAUAUUCCAACAUCUUUUAUACAACGUCUCUAUAUCCAUGCAGACCCACGACGACGUUUCUGGUACACACGUUUCCAACUUAAACGUAAAUUUAUCGUCAUGUCCAAGCAGGGGGAUCUCUACGUAAAGACGAGCGUUACCGUUUAUACGAUGGCCGAUCUGCCCAAGAAAAACGUACUUAGUAUGCCUCGCGUAGCAUGUGGGGACCUCGUAAAGGUGCUGGACCUCGUACAGUGCUCGAGGAGUGAGGGUCAGUACUGGGAGCUCGUGCUAACACGCUGGCGGAACAAUAUGGAGACGUGGCUACCUCUAGAAGUGGUGCAGCUCUCUGCUUCCAAUCUGCUUCAAGAAUUUUAUGUCAAUAGUGUCAACUCGUGGGCCUUUCACGGCCGUAUACACUUAGGGAGCCUCCAGACGUUUCAGACAGAAGUGGAGCUUUGGCUUUAUCACCCCGAGUUUCAGGAAUUGUACAAAAAACUUCGUCAGAGGCGCGUUGGAGACACUACAAUACCGUCUACUUCACAGCAGCAGCCAGUGCAGGUGUCGAAUCAGACGCGUGUUAAAUCGGAAAGACCAGUAACAUCUGUACAUACCUCAGAAGCACCUUUAUUACCACGUAUGCCUCAUGUAACACAAGUACCUGUCAUCGUUCCAGUUCCAGCUCCAGUUUCAACAGAAAAUGACCCGUCAGAAAUAGUAAUACAAGAAUUUGAGCAACGAAGACUUGCAAGGGUACGUCAAGAGCAACUUGAACAAACCCUAGAGAAAAUUAGGCAGAUGAAAUUGCAGCAAGAACUGCUGCAAGGACAACAACGAGCUAGAGAGCAGCUUGAGCAGCAACGAAAGCUAGAAGCCGAACGGCAACUUCAGCAUGAGCGGCAACGAAAAAAAACGCAUGAAGAGCUGCAAAAGAGCCAGAAAAAGUAUCUGCAGCGACUUCGGAUGCAGCAGGAGCGAGAAAAGGAGGCAGAACUGCAGCAGCAUCAGCAAGAACAACUGCUCCGGGUGCAGAAACAAGAAGAACUGCAACGUAGACUGCAGCAAGCGAAGCCAUUACAAGAACAAACACCUAGAGAGCGACGCUCACAAGAAAAAAUGACAACAACGCAACUCCGGCACAAAGAAAAUCGAAGUGAUGCUAUUCUUUCGCCCGGCUUGCAUCGGCCAAGCAAAAGCAAUUCCAUCUCAAUCUGGACCAAAGAUGGUGAUGACGAGUACGUUCCACCGAACGAAAGCAGUGAAAGUAAUGAUAGCCACUUCAGUGCCGAUAGCGAGGCGAGUGAGGACAGCGUAAGUUAUCGGUCUCGAAAGCGCCGUCGAAAGCGAUUAUUAUACUCCCAAGUAGAUCUCGAUGACGAAGAUGAUGAUGAGCUUCCUGAUCUGUCACAGCCACGUCCUAGUAAUCCUCAGCGAAAUGAAAUUCGAGAGACCCGCCAAGACGAACUGUACAGUGAAAAGUCUUUCCAGAAGAUGGAGAAGCGGAAAAGGUUACGCAAGUCAUUUCCGACCAAAGAGAACGGAGCGACUGGCAGCAUCGUUGACGUUGACCUUACGCAACUUUCAGAUGAUGAUGAUGAUGAUAAUGAUGAUGAUGUUGAUGGUGAUAAUGAUGAUGAUGAUGGUGAUGAUAAUUGUCUUGAGGUACCGGUGACAGCUCCGCCUAUGACACCAAAUGAUCAUGAUAAAAAAGAGAGCUGUGGCGACGACAAUGUUGCUGCAGUUGUUGAUGAAGAUACUGAUGAUGAUGACGACGAAGACUUUGAGCCUACGAAAAUAGUUGGCAAAAUUUUAUGCGUAUGCGGGGCUACAUCAGUCGGAGGAUACCGUGGACAAUGGAUGCAAUGCUGGAACAAAGAAUGUGGUGUUUGGGAGCACGCUGAUUGUGUUGGACUUUUGACAAGUUCUGAAAACCAGCCAUCACCGAGAUAUUUUUGUACUCGUUGCGAUCCUGCAGCAUACCUUGCACAUCGUGUCAAAGCAUCCCAACGAAUUAUGGAUUGGUUGUUCCAGUGUUGCGACAGUAGAAACGUGAGGCAGUUGAUGAAGUUGCUGGAAGACAACCCAGAAACUGUGAACAUUCUUUCAGAUUGGAAAAAUGUACGUUUUGAUAACAGGACGUUGGCUAUGCACGUUGCGCGAAAUGGUCUUGCCCAAUGCUUGCAAUAUCUAUUAGAUGAGUGCAAAGUGGACAUUUUUGCGACGGAUCUGCAGAGUCGCAACGCACUACACCAUGCGGCGCAAGGGGGCUCAGUUACUUGCUGUCGCGUUCUACUCAAGCAUGAUCAAACACUACUGCUACAUCCAGAUUUGCGUGGCUGCAUGCCCUUUCACUGUAUGCUGCAAUCAGUGAAGGUCAACAAGCUGUGUAUUCCUCUCAUGCAGGAGAACACGGCGCUAGUUGGUAUGGGAGAUCUGGACUCCAACUUUCCGAUCCACUACGCGUGCCAGGCUGUCAACCGCUACACAGUCAAAAUCUGUCAGAUCAUCUUUGCUGCUCAAACAUCGAUGCUUCACGAGAAGUCCAGCGAAAAUUUAGAUGCUUUGAUGAUCUUAUGCAAGUCGGCUGGUACUAGUACAGAUUCGAUUCGGAAUAAGAUAGGCAACGCGAGCGAAGUGGCUAAAAGUGCAAAGGACGUUAUAUCUUUGAUGCUCGACAUCGACGUGUUUGGGGACUGUUUAAACCAGAAAGCACCCAACGGAUGGUGCCCACUUCAUUUUGCAGCAGCAUCGGGAAACCAUGACCUUAUUACACAUAUUUGCAACAUUGCGCACUUUGAUGUAAAUCAUGCCGCGAAAGCAUCCGGUGAGACAGCGCUUCACAUUGCGGCGCUACAGAAUUGUUCGUUAGGUGUUCGUGCACUUUUGCUUGAGGGGUUAAAUGUUACGGCAAAAGAUAGUGAAGGACGGAUUCCAAUGCUAUGCACGGAGGAUGCCAAAUGUAUCCAAGAGUUUAUGCAUUACAAGCUAACAAAACAACUAUCAAGGCUGCAUCGAAUGCUGGGCAAAUAUAAGCAGCGAGGGCUUGUCCGUCGAUGGCAGCAUCUCGUAGUACGUGACCCGACUUGCUUUGAUAUUCUGAAUGAUUGGUGUCAAAGGGAUACUGAGCGGAUCGAGCGGAUGGAAGGGCUAUUAUUAUCAAACCCGUUUCUACUUCGACUGGAUAACAAGAUGAAAUAUGUUCGGACAAACGUUGUUUCUUCUAUCAAAAGGUCUUCUGGAAUAUACUCAGUCACCACUAAAAAUGGUAAGACAGGUAUUGAGAAACAAUCAAAGGGACAGAAGAAACUCGCUUUUGUAUUUUCGCAUGGAAAUGGAUGUUUCUGGAAGCAGUUCGUUGGCAUGGGAAUGAGACUGGAGCCGGAAGAUUUUCGCUUGCCACUAAUUUUUUUCAUCGAUCAAGGUAUUCAAAACCGAGACACCACUAUGAGGCUGGUUUUGGCUCGUUUAGCGGAGGGGUUGGUUAAAGAGGUACCGGGAUUACUAGUACGCGGGUCUACUCACGCCUCGGAACAAUUUCGCUUAUCUUCUGACAAGCAAGAGCUGGCUGGACAACUGCUAGGAUUUUACUUGUUGGGAGAGCUCGUCGCGCACUUUGUCCUUUUUGCCGUCCGUUUAAACGGUAAACUAGACUUUAAUCCAGCAUUUUUGCGCUGCAUUGGUUGCCAAGGGAAGUACAAAUUGGGGCAUGAUGGGCCUUGGCAUAUUUCUGGUAGCACUUUUGUUGCGGGGUUUGAGGCUGUAUUGCCUGCAACCCUUGUUCUCUUUCGUGCGGAAGAUCUUCGUGUACUAUUCAACGGUCCACAGACUAGUCUUAAUGCUAUGCAGAUAGACUGGAACACUGCUAUUGAUUGGAAAAUUUGCGGCACUAGAGCAAUGUGUGACAAGGACACUGGUAGUGCGAAGGUGUGGUUGCCUCGCCUAAUGAACGAGCUAGUUGAGGAAGAGCAGCAGCUUCUCUUAUUGUUUAUGACUGGCCCAUUCCAGCUAAUAAGUCGUCGUUUUGUUUGCUCUGGAAGCGACUCGGACCGCCUUACUGUCGCGUCUUUUCCCGAAACUGAUGAUCCGCUUGACUACGACACGAUGCUUCCUCUUUUGGACGACAACCAUAAUCUUCUACGGCUUCCGUCGUACUCAUGUUAUGAAGCAUUUAAAAAGGGGAUGCUAACUGUGAUUCGGCAUGCUGACCACGCUUUUCUUUCGGAGUAG